UAUGAAGGCGCGUCCUUCUCCGAAUCACGCAGGAAAAAACCUCUGCAUCAGCUGUCAGCGGGUUUUGUUGGAGCUGAGCGGCCAACAGUCUUGAGUGCUUCCUAACCACGUCCAAGGGGCUGUAGCCUUUGACCCGCAGCUCAUCAAUCUCCCACCAGUGUCAUCAUCGCACUCGUCUCAAUCGAGGCUGUCAGAGGAGGGCAGGAGUCAGGGACUUGUAUGGUUUGUUUGUGCUCCCUUUGCAUCCGUGUUUGGUUCCUUUGUGUGGGCAUCAACAAUGGAGUGAAAUCUGGAGUGCGCACUGAAGGGCUGCGUGGGAGCUAGCUGACCCUAAUCUCAUGUUAAUGUAUCUUUAUAUGUUUAUAUGUUGAAGUCUAGUUUCGUUUGCCACAAUAUAGUUUGAUUCUUGUGUACACAUCAUAAAAGCUGCACAAUUGUUGUUUUCCUUUGACCUAAAUUCAGUUUUCUUUAUGUGUUUGCCUACCAAUGUUUCGUUUGUUUUUCUUAUUCUGGGUUUAAUGAUAUACCCCUGGAAAUGAAGCCAGCGCCGCACACAGAACAGUAAAAAGGGCAAAUAUGUAACCCGUUGUUGGCCUGUGGGAAUAAAAGCUGGUGUACUGUACUUGUGCAAAGAGAAGACAUUCAGUUUUUUUCUGGCUCAGUGAAGCAGGCUGAUGACACUCAUUCUUCAUAACUGUCCUGUCUGAUUGUCUCUCUUCUCGCCCCCUCCACCUAGCUUGAGGAUUUUAUAACUCUCCUCAGCGGAAGAGCGCCGCAUCUUGUAAGGAGCCACAGAGGAAAUUUCACAGUUACGAAGUUGUCGGAGUCCAACAUGGGGUAUGGCAUGCUAAGCGUGUUCCUGGGACUGCUCCUGGAGGUGUCCACCCACGGACCCCAUGCUGUACCCCGAACCUCCUGGAGACACCAAGAGUUGGAGCUGAUGGAAUUCUCCGAGCCGGGCAUCUCCAACUACUCCACUCUGCUGCUUAGCAACGAACGGGACGCACUCUAUGUGGGCGCCCGGGAGGCCAUCUUCGAGCUGAGCAAGAAGAAUGUGACUGUCCGAAACCACAAGGUUCUGUGGCAAGUUGGCGAGACCCCCAUAGCCAUGUGCACUCUCAAAGGAAAAUCAAAGGAGACCGACUGUCUGAACUACAUCCGGGUGCUGCAGGUCGCCGAUGACCAGCGGCUCUACGUGUGCGGGACACAUGCCUUUCAACCGCAGUGUGAUUAUUUGACUUUGGCUGACUUUUCCUUAGAGGGUCGAGCAGAAGACGGCAGGGGCAAGUGCUCGUUUGAUCCCUCGCAAAGCUUCACCACCAUCAUGGUUGAUGGAGAACUGUAUUCUGGGACCGCUUACAACUUCUUAGGUAGUGAGCCCAUUAUUUCUAGAUACUCUCCAUCACCGUACCUGCUGAGGACUGAGUAUUCCACAUCAUGGCUCAACGAGCCCAGUUUUGUUUUUGCCGACGUGAUCAGGGAAGGGGAGAACCCUACGGACGGCGAGGAUGACAAAAUCUACUACUUCUUCACCGAGGUGUCCGUGGAGUACGAGUUCUUCGGAAAUCUACUCAUUCCGAGGGUGGCUCGUGUUUGUAAGGGCGACCAGGGAGGACAGAGGACAUUGCAAAAGAAGUGGACGUCCUUCCUGAAAGCCAAGCUGGUGUGCUCCAUGCCCGAACUCAACUUUGUCUUUAACGUGGUGCACGACGUCUUCAUCCUGAAGGCCGCCCACUUGAGGGACACGGUCAUCUACGGGGUCUUCACUUCUCAGUGGGGAAAUGUUGGUCUGUCGGCAGUAUGUGCCUACAACAUGUCCGCCGUGGAUGAGGUCUUCUCCAAGGGCAAGUACAUGCAGAAGGCCACCGUGGAGCAGUCCCACACUAAGUGGGUUCGCUACAAUGGCGUUACUCCUUCACCACGCCCUGGAGCAUGUAUCAACAGCCGCAUGAGGCAGCAGAACAUCACGAGCUCGCUGCACCUCCCCGACAAGACCCUGCAGUUCGUCAAGGACCACCCCUUGCUGGAGGACCCCGUCCUGCCCAUUGGCAACAGGCCUCGCCUCAUCACCAAGAACGUCAACUACACGCAGGUCGUCGUGGAGCGCGUCCGCACCCUUGACGGGAGCAUCUUUGAUGUCAUUUUUACCGGAACGGAUAAGGGGGUCCUACACAAGUCAGUGGUCCUCGGAGAAGAGGUCCACAUGGUGGAGGAAAUCCAGCUUCUGAAGAACUCCGAGCCCAUCAAGAACUUGGUGCUGUCUUCCGAGACGCAAUCCCUAUAUGCCGGUUCUGACUCUGGCGUUGUUCAGUCUCCCACGGCGUUCUGCCGCAACUAUCAGUCCUGUGAUGACUGCAUACUGGCCCGAGAUCCAUAUUGUGCCUGGGAACCUCACACUGCCCGAUGCGUCAAAAUCUCUGACACGCCCAGUCAGCAGCUCAGGGGGCUAAUUCAGAGCCUCAGUGGUGAUGCAGACAAAUGUCCUAAAGCUCCCAUUGUGCCCCUGAAGGACUACCAGCGUGUUUCGGUCAAGCCUGGCAGCUCCGCCGAGCUGCCAUGCCUGGUGCGCUCCAACAUGGCGCAGGUGACGUGGCGAUCCAACGGCUCGCUCCUCACCGAGGCCUCACCCUUCCACUUCAUUCGAGAGAACGGCCUGCUCAUCUACAGCGUGGCUUCCCUGGACCAGGGCCUAUACGAGUGCUGGUCUGUGGAGUUCGUCGCCGGCGUUGGGAAGAACUUCACACGCCUCCUGGCUGGUUACGUCUUGACUCUGGAGGUCUCGCAGACCGCAACCACCCGCCAGAGCCAGGAGAUCACGCGCAGCGUGGAAGGUAAAGUCGAGGCUGACAGAGUGCUAAUAUCAGCCUUCGCCCCGCCCAGUUUCACCCCCGCCGUGCAGCUCACAUCACCGCCCCGCUCAUCACUAACCCCAACCAGCGGCACCGAUCAGCCGCCCGAGCAGCAGGUUCCCCCGAAGAGCGACGCCCCAGAGGCGGAAUACUUGCAGCACGGGAACGGCACGGCCCUCCUCUUUCUCUUCUUGCUCUUCUUCCUGCUCUUCCUGGCUGCAGUGGCCUAUAACUGCUAUAUGCAGUACCUCCCGGCUCCGUGCCUGCACCUGCGGGCUGCCCUGUUGGGCACGCACAAGAAAAGCGACGCCGCCCGGCCUGAGUAUAGCGCCUGCGAAGCGGGCCUCAUGGAGACGCCAGUUGUGUCAGACAAAAUCGCCGCGAAGGAGCGGCCAGCGCAGAACAGCAGUCAGAAUCUGCGUGCGCUGCGCGAUACGGGCUACGAAACGGAGCCCGAGUGCAGCAAUGGGCGAGUGCCCUCACACACUUUUGCAGACGAAAGCCCGCCCCCGCAGAAACCCUUUGACGUGGACUGUGACUCCCAGUCCAUCCAGUUCGCUGACGCCGAUGAGCCUUAUUGCUAGAAACAAAAUGGAAGCUUGGCACUCUUGCCACACACUUGUCAUCUUUUUGCUUUUUAUGUUCAGGAAGCUGCUGCGCCCUCCUAAAUUGCAAAGGGGCAGAACAUUUC
Messenger RNA from Hippocampus comes (tiger tail seahorse), 3540 nucleotides. RefSeq names its product sema domain, immunoglobulin domain (Ig), transmembrane domain (TM) and short cytoplasmic domain, (semaphorin) 4D (gene sema4d). Gene Ontology annotation, molecular function: chemorepellent activity; semaphorin receptor binding. NCBI's taxonomy places the organism in Eukaryota, Metazoa, Chordata, Actinopteri, Syngnathiformes, Syngnathidae. The record is from RefSeq and is a predicted model, not a curated record. Bases 833 to 3433 code for a protein of 866 amino acids. The transcript has 15 exons. Gene Ontology annotation, cellular component: plasma membrane. Gene Ontology annotation, biological process: negative chemotaxis; semaphorin-plexin signaling pathway; axon guidance.